AGCUUGGAGACGACCUUGGAACACAACUUCUUCGAUUUAAUCCUGACUCACCACGUCUCGGGCUGUUGCAGGGACCAUUACGAAUAUUAUCCCAUCCGAGAGCAGGGUUUCGAUCAAGAACAUUCUCCAAGUCCUUUGCGGAGAGACAAAGACCCCGAACGGGAAUUUUCGUCCAUUUCGCGACUGCAGCUGAGCGCUUGCAGAAGCUGGCAAGAUGCCGAAAUUCUUCUGCGACUACUGCGAUGUGUACCUCACGCACGACUCCAUGAGCGUGCGCAAGGCGCAUAACUCCGGCCGCAACCACCUCCGCAAUGUGGUGGAAUACUAUCAGCAGAUCGGUCAAGAGAAGGCUCAAUCAGUCAUUGACUCCAUCACCUCCUCCUACGCCGCAGAGGGCAAGGCCGUUCCCAAUCCCGCAAUGGUCCCUCCCGGCGCAUUCCCGCCUCCAUUCGGGUUCCCAGGACAUCCAGGCCAAGUCCCCCCUCCACCUUUCGGUAUCCCACCCCCCGGAGCCCCAGGCGCCCCCGGAAUGCCGCCUCUCCUCCCCGGUGGCCGUGGCAUGCCCUUCCCGCCCUUCCCGCCUAACGCCUCCGGCACCCCGCCCCAAGGCGGUUUCCCUCCACCACUCCCUAACAUGCCCAACAUGCCCCCCGGCGCGGGCAACCUGCCUCCACCCCCGCCAGGUGGAUUCCCGAAUUUCCCUAUCCCCCCGCCAGGUGCUGCAGGUGGGUUCCCCCCUCCAAUGCCUUUACAGCAUGGUGCGCCGGAUCCGUCUAUUCCUAGUGGACCGCGAGGCUCGGAUGCCUAUCCUCCUCCUGGCCGGGGAGAUCGGUGGUAAAUUCAUUCUAAGGUGUUUUGCUGUUUUCAUUUUCAUUUCCUUUUUCGUCGGUUGAAUACCUGGUCUCAGUCAUGAUCACGUUGUGUUUUCGGGAAGAUGCUGUGAUACUCCUCGCCAGCUGAGGGUUAGAAGUAUUCGCCAAAAAGCCAAAUACUCCUUUUCCAGCUUGCAGGGGGGUCUUUCUGCACUAGUUCUGUAUAAUAGCGUCUUCUGGUUUUUCUCGAUCUCAAGUCCAGAUCUUCUUGAGAUGGCUGCUUAGAAAUGAUGUUUCUUUGGGCAGCCAUCUGGUUCAAGGACAGAAUGCGUAAACGAAUAAAACACGGCGUUCGGGCGAACAUGCCAUUCUACUUACAAUCAAUCCUUCUGCAAAUCUAUCUUACUUAUCUGCGAG
Messenger RNA from Penicillium brasilianum, 1229 nucleotides. The record is from the annotation of a GenBank genome assembly. Lineage: Eukaryota; Fungi; Ascomycota; Eurotiomycetes; Eurotiales; Aspergillaceae.